AUGGAUUCGCGGCCACGGAGGAGUCGUCUUGUGGCGGGCUGUCAACGAUGCCGGGUUCGUCAUUUGAAGUGUGAUAUUCGUGCAGAGAGCUGUCGGCACUGUCAACGUGUCGGCGUCGAGUGCAACCGAUCAUCGGUGCGGUUUCGUGAGGGGCUGGCCUUGCCAAGUAUCGCCUUUUCAGAGCAACCGAGUUGGCCUCGAAUUAAUGGAAAUGUUCGCUUUCAUGAUGAAACUUCUGAGAUCACAAGUCUAUACGUGGAAGUCACAGAAGACCCCGAGCCACAGUGGGCCCACAAUCAAGAAUAUGAUUCUCAAGAAAGGCUGCAUCGUGAAAAAGUCAUUCAUACUCCCGAAGAACGCCAAAUCAAUCUGCAGCACGCUGCCAACCUUCGAUCGCCCUCGGUACCCAAUGCCGUGGCAGAAAAUCCCUCUCCUGCGAGCCUAUCAAUUAUCUCGUCGUCAUCAUCUCGAACCAGAUCUAGCUACACUACUCUCCAUACAUUUACCGAAAGAGAGGCUAUUUUGAUCCGAAAUUUUGUUGAAAACAUGGCUCUUUGGGCCGAUAUUACCGAUCCAAAGCGCCAUUUUGAAACAGAAGUACCCGCAAGAGCGCUCAAAGACUCGGUUCUUCGCCAUGCGGUUUUAGCUUUCUCUUCACGGCAUUUAAAUCGAAGAAAUACGGAAGACGCGCCGGAGGCACUGCAAUACCAUAACGAUUGCGUCAAGUUACUGAUCCCUGCAAUGUCCGAGCCAGAGCAACAUAUCACCGAAGAUAUUCUGGCUUCCGUGGCGAUCUUGCGACAACACGAAGAAAUGGAUGGGGAGGAUAACCAAUUCCAUCUAACAGGAACUACUCGCAUUCUCAACACGGUCUCAACAUUUGGUUCAUCUGGUGGUCUGGGCGAAGCUGCGGCUUGGCUAUGCUUGCGUCAGGACAUUUACGUCGCACUAACGACCCAGCAACCACUGCGAACCGACCUGCAAAACUUCCUGGAUUCUGAUGUUUUUGUGAGAGAUGAUGACUUUGCGUGGUCCAGUAGAAUGGUUUUUCUACUAGCGAAGGCUCUGCAAGGUGUCUUCACAAACAAUGCAAAUUCAAAAUCCAUUGACGAGGAGGUUCGUGAGUGGUAUGCGACGAAGCCACAUACCUUUGAGCCAAUCCGAGUAGUUCCACGUGGAUCGGAAAUAAGCAAUCGAUUCCCAGCCAUUUGGAUGUUGCUGCCCGUGCAUGGUGAGAAUGUUCUCUCGUCUAUUCUCUGUUACAUUACUGACGCCGGUGCAGUUGUUGGCCUGCAAUACUAUCAUAUGACCAAGAUUGUUCUUGCACUUUCUCAAAGCUCCACCGCAUCUUCUACAUAUGAGACGAUUCGACAAUCCCGAAUAAUUGAGAAAAAUAUUCAACACCAUUUACUCCAUGUCUUGGGUCUUGCAGAAUCCAAUUCGAAAGCUGAAAACACGCUCUUUACUGCACGCCACAGUCUGGUUGCAUGGGGCUGGGCUUUGAGGAGUCGUGGAGAUCAAAAGGCGGCAGAGUCCUUAUUACGGGGUAUGCACGAAAGAACGGGAUGGAAUAUGGACACAUUGAUUGUGUCGCUGCGGCAGCAGUGGCGUGAUGAAAAUGAGCAUUGA
Penicillium manginii is the source of this 1629-nucleotide messenger RNA. RefSeq lists its product as uncharacterized. Gene Ontology annotation, molecular function: DNA-binding transcription factor activity, RNA polymerase II-specific; transcription cis-regulatory region binding; zinc ion binding. The record is from RefSeq and is a predicted model, not a curated record. The transcript is spliced from 9 exons. The coding region runs from base 1 to 1629 and encodes 542 amino acids. Gene Ontology annotation, cellular component: nucleus. Gene Ontology annotation, biological process: positive regulation of transcription by RNA polymerase II. NCBI's taxonomy places the organism in Eukaryota, Fungi, Ascomycota, Eurotiomycetes, Eurotiales, Aspergillaceae.